Molecule: messenger RNA, 5100 nt
Organism: Danaus plexippus (monarch butterfly)
Lineage: Eukaryota; Metazoa; Arthropoda; Insecta; Lepidoptera; Nymphalidae
Gene: msn
Product: misshapen-like kinase 1
Exons: 22
Coding region: 229-4329 (1366 amino acids)
Biological process (GO): protein phosphorylation
Molecular function (GO): ATP binding; protein kinase activity
Source: RefSeq, a predicted model, not a curated record
GUUUAGCAACUGGCAUCCCUGCCGGGUGUGUGUGCGGCAUAUAAAUUGUGUAUCUGUAAUUUAGUGUAAUUUUAAUUGUAAACAAUGUGUUUUAUAAAUAAUUCGUAUGUGCAAGAAUAAAAUCCUAAAAACAUAUAGUCCAAUGUUGUAAUUUAAGGUUUCUAAUUUCCUUUGUAAAUUGAUGUGAGGUUCUCAUGCUUUGUCUUCGUGUGUGACAAUAUACUCAAAAUGGCGCAUCAACUGGCACCGUCUGUAAAUUGUUCAUUGGACGACAUUGACCUCAGUGCUCUGAAGGACCCAGCUGGGAUAUUUGAACUCAUAGAAGUUGUGGGCAAUGGCACCUAUGGACAAGUAUACAAGGGACGCCACACAAAAACAGGACAACUUGCUGCCAUCAAAGUUAUGGACGUAACACAAGAUGAAGAAGAAGAGAUAAAGCUUGAAAUCAAUGUUUUAAAAAAGUACUCCACCCAUCGCAACAUUGCGACCUAUUAUGGUGCUUUUAUCAAAAAAAGCCCUCCCGGUAAAGAUGACCAGUUAUGGCUGGUUAUGGAAUAUUGUGGUGCUGGAUCUGUAACUGAUUUGGUGAAAUCAACCAAAGGGCAGUCUUUGAAAGAGGAAUGGAUUUCCUAUAUAUGCAGAGAAAUCUUGAGAGGUCUCAGUCAUUUACACUCAAACAAGGUUAUACACCGAGACAUCAAAGGGCAGAAUGUGCUGCUUACGGACAACGCUGAAGUUAAAUUAGUGGAUUUUGGGGUAUCCGCACAGUUGGAUCGAACGAUUGGUAGAAGGAAUACGUUCAUUGGUACACCGUAUUGGAUGGCGCCGGAAGUCAUUGCUUGCGAUGAGAACCCCGAAGCGACAUACGACAAUCGCUCUGACCUUUGGUCUCUUGGUAUAACUGCUCUCGAAAUGGCCGAAAGCCAACCGCCGUUAUGUGAUCUUCAUCCCAUGAGAGCUCUAUUCCUUAUUCCUAGAAAUCCACCACCUCGCUUGAAGUCGAAGAGGUGGGCGAAAAAAUUUCACAGCUUCAUUGAGACUGUACUUGUGAAAGAUUAUCAUCAGCGCCCCUACACUGAACAGCUAUUAAAACAUUCAUUCAUCAGGGAUCAGCCAACCGAGAGGCAGGUGAGGAUACAGUUGAAGGAUCAUAUAGACAGGUGUAAGAAGAGAAAGCAGGAUAACUCGGUGCGUGAAGACUACAAGUACUCUGGCUCCGAGGGAGAGGAGGAGGAUAAUGCUGUUGCUGGAGAGCCGUCAUCCAUAGUACACAAUGCAGCCGCACACCAGGGUGGUGAUACGCUGAGGAGGAACUUCCAGCAGAUACAGGAGGGACGAGCUAACGAGGCCCAGCAGCCACAGCCACCACCCAAGCGCAACAGUAAACGUGACGAACGUGAAGAAAUUCCAGAACCCGGCCCACCUGCGAGGCCGACAAUUCCACAAAGACUGAUCGUAGUGCCAGACCCACAGGCUCAACAACCAAAUAGAUAUAGACCAUUGCCUCCGACCCCUAAGUCGUCGGGCUCCUCUAACAGCUCGGGUUCCAACAACGGCACGCCCCCGGCCGGACCGCAGCCUCCGCAGCGUGGAUCGCAACACUUCAAGCCCAUGAUACCGCCGCGACGGCCGGAGGAUCUAGAUAAACUGGCUGCGCAACUGAAUGAAUUGGGUGUGGUAUCAGGCAAUGAACCACCGAAUAGGCCUCCGAGGGCGCCGACUAACGGACAAGGUCCUCCAGUGGAGAGGAAUACACAGGAACCUACUUUCGAAGAAUCCGAAAGUGACUCCGAGGCCGAGGAGAGCGGAGGGAGAGUUCGCAACGACGGAACAUUACUGGCCAGCGACCCUCCGAAACCGCUGCCGGGUUUGAGCGCUGUAUCAGAGGACGGAUGCGGAGGCUGUGCGCCCACUCGUCCUCUACCACCGACGCCGGACGAUGACGAUCCACACGCAGAUCGCACACUCGUCAAGCGGAGGGAGACUGAGAAAGAUAAAAUACAAACGGAGGUCGAUGAGGUCGUUCUGCUGAAGGACUGGGACUUUGCCAGAUUUUUCCCAUCGAAAAGUACUGAGCUAAAAGAAGAAAAAAAAGAUCUAACAAAAGACUCUGAACAAAAACGGAUGCAACUACAGCGACAAUCUAGAAUUGAAAUGGAGGAUGCGUGGGUGAAGUACAAAGGUAUAGCGACACCGCCGGCCCGUCAUAAACAAAUACAACAGAAACCGAUAGAAAAAACCACUCAAGAUAAACUAUCAGACAUCAUGAAGUACAAAAAGGAGCAAGAUGAUACUCCAAAUAGAUUCUUUAGAGGUUUCCGGCGAGAGAACUCUGACCUCUUCCCCUUGUCAAGCACCCGACACUCUGCGUUUUAUUUGCCAAAACACGAUAAUCAUAAUGAAGCCAACAAACAACUAAGGUCCAGCGGUAUUUUCAAUCAUUCCCGUAAACAAUCAAACAAACCACAGACCUCAGGCGAACCUGUACUAACAGACUUCAUAAAGAUGAAUGACAGCUUAAAGAUGGCCAAAAAGAACGAAAUCAAGAUAGCAGACAAGAAAACCUCUGAUAGGAAAUCACCGCCGACCAAUCCGAUAGAGGCCUUAAAGAACGUGGCCGUGUUGUUGAGACAGGACAGUGAGAACAACAGCACAAGUCGGCAGAGCAGCAUUAACAGUGACUCGCCGGCGACCAGCAUUUGUUUCAGCAGCGGUGCCUCCUUCGAAAAACAAGGCACGCUGGAUCUAACUGCCAACACGCUGGACAAAAAAGACAUGUCAGACAAUAACAUAGUUAGACCGCGCAGAGAAAAGACUGAAUCAGAUAUCAUAUUCAGAAGAAAUUCACAAUUUAAUAGGCACACAGAGCUAUUAUCAAGUGGGCAGGAAGCGGUAAUCGCACAGGAACAGGGCCGUUCAAGUGGCAAUGAAGGCAGUGGUUCUCGCACCAGCUCGGUGCUGCCUGAUCUUCUCUCUCAAGCCGGACAGCCGACUACUCCUCCGCGCCACGAUAAAUCAACAAGCGAAGAGUAUAGGCAGGCGAUCGCUGGAGGCGCUCCCGUCCAUCAUCACCACCACCCCCCCUCCUCGGUCCAAUCGACCCCUUCUAAGUCCUUCAUCGCCGGCUCUUCCCCUCACCCCCUCCAACACUCCCCCUCCAACUCAUCGGUCGGCUCGCAGCAACAGUUCCUUCCAUUGCAACAGAAGCAGCGGUCGUUUAUAACAUUCGGCUUCGGUGCGGGCUCUACCGGCAGCGGCACCGGCGGUUCCGGCAACGCCUCACGCCGUGAAAGCCACGUGAAUGUCAACGUGACGCCGACAGGACACGACCUCUCCUCUGAUACCCCCGAGAUUAGGAAAUAUAAGAAGAGAUUCAAUUCUGAGAUUUUGUGCGCGGCACUGUGGGGAGUAAAUCUUCUCAUCGGCACCGAAAACGGUUUGAUGCUGCUGGAUCGUUCCGGCCAAGGAAAGGUGUAUCAGUUGAUCUCAAGACGCCGCUUCCAACAGAUGGAAGUGCUAGAAGGCCAAAAUAUACUCGUCACUGUUUCUGGAAAAAAGAACCGCGUUCGUGUCUACUACUUGAGCUGGUUAAAAUCAAAGAUUUUGCGUACUGAUGGCUUAAGCGACCAAGUUGAACGGAGGAAUGGCUGGAUUAACGUAGGAGAAUUACAGGGCGCCGUUCAUUUCCGUAUAGUGAAGUAUGAGCGCAUCAAGUUCCUCGUGAUCGCUCUUAAAGACUCCAUCGAGAUCUAUGCGUGGGCUCCCAAACCAUAUCACAAAUUUAUGGCCUUUAAAAGUUUUGGGGACUUGCAACAUAGACCUCUACUAGUUGACCUAACUAUCGAGGAAGGUACAAGACUGAAAGUAAUUUACGGUUCAGCGGACGGUUUCCACGCUGUUGAUCUCGAUACUGCCAGUGUAUAUGAUAUUUAUAUUCCAAAGCAUACGCAAGGAGCAAUUGUUCCGCAUUGCAUAGUACCAUUGCCUAAUUCAAAUGGUGUCCAACUAUUGUUAUGCUAUGAUAAUGAAGGCGUAUACGUAAAUACUUAUGGUAGGGUUAGCAAAAAUAUAGUUCUGCAGUGGGGCGAGAUGCCUACUUCGGUCGCCUACAUAGGAACUGGCCAAAUAAUGGGUUGGGGCAAUAAAGCCAUUGAAAUACGAUCCGUAGAGAGUGGGCAUCUUGACGGUGUGUUUAUGCACAAAAAAGCCCAACGUCUCAAGUUUUUAUGUGAACGUAAUGACAAGGUAUUCUUCUCAUCGGCAAAAGGUGGCUCGUCCUGUCAAAUAUAUUUUAUGACAUUGAAUAAACCUGGAAUGGCGAAUUGGUAGUGGAAAACUUAGACGGGGCGAAACCCCACCACAAUAAAUUUACUACGACACACGCCAUUGUCAUGCUAGUAUUCUAUUCAACGAAACAAAAAAAAAAUCAAUCAUGUGCUUUGGCCAUUCGGAAUUACAAGACUUGUGAUAAUGACAGAAUAAUAUGUGCUCAAAAGACUAUCCACAAAAUAUUACAAUUUACAAUUUCGUAUUUGAGGUUCUUUAUCAGAAAAAGUGGCAUUUUGUACUGAAUACUAUAACUUCAUUACAAGCUACUAAGGAAUAUAUAUUAUUAAGCAAUAAUCUAUAGGAUAAAUGUUUUGAUAUUGACAAUUAUUAAUAAGUAAGUUAAUAAUGCUUAGGUUUUAUUUUGCAGGUGUUAAUUUCUGUAAGAAAAUGUAAUUCAAAUCAAACUAUCAAUGAAUAUUAUGCCAUAUUAUAUUGUUUUUUAAUGUUAAGCUAGUUGGUUGAUGAUUAUAAUUGGACAAACUUGUGUUUAUUUAAAACAAAUUACACAUUUGAUAAAAUAAUAUUAACUCAAUAUGUAACUCACACAAAUAACCCAUUUAGAUACUGUAAAAUAAUUACACUAUUAUAUUCACAUAAGAAAUUGGCACUUAGAAACAUCACUUUGUAUGAUAAUUAUCACACCAAACAGCUACUAUAAUUUUAUUAAUGGAUAAAUCCUAAAAAUUUGGUACUAUUUAUUAUUUAUUUGUUAUGUACUAUAUUAUUUACAUGUAUAAAGGUGUAACUGUGCAUAUUGAAAAUUAUUAUAUA